GACUGCUACAGAAUGACGAACAUAUUUGGAAUAUAUUUGAUGGUAGCCACGGCGGUCAUUGCACAGGGAUACAGGAAAUUUGGUCUUACCUGUGAAGAUAUAGAAUGUAUAUCGGGUAAAAAAUGCAUCGUAUCCAGGGUGCCCUGCGAGAAUCCAGACCAACAAGAAGGGGAGCAAUGUGGAACCUAUCCGGAGUGCAAAGCAGAUCAGCUGGCCAGCGAUUUCUCCAUCGACACCACACUGACCAUCGCCAACACCCGCAACAGCAUCAUCAUACCCAACACCAUCACCACCACGAAUCGCAAUCGGACUUAUGGGGAUAAUGACUUUGAGCUGCUGACCGACUUCAGCAAUCCCGAUAAAUUGGCAUCGCAUGCGGGCCAACGGCAGGCAAACGUUUUGGUUAUUGUUCAGGAUGGCCCGCAGCAGCCACCACGUCAAAAUCCCUGGCCGAAUCGGGGACAAAGCGCUCCCUGUGCCGUCAACCCCCUGUAUCCGUAUUCCUGCAAUUACCCAGGCCACGUUCCCGGUUCUGGCCCGGGAUUACCUUCUUAUCCGCAGGCGCGGUCGCCCAAUGGUCCAAAAUUAGUUCCGCCCACGCCACCUUGCUACUACAAUUGCUAUCCCAGAGUGCGGUCUAGUCCGUACGCUCAGUAUGGAUAUCCCCUCGCUAGAUCGGCCAACCCCUCAUCCACCAACAACUAUUUAAUCUACCUCACAUUAGCUGGCUAA
Molecule: messenger RNA, 732 nt
Organism: Drosophila biarmipes
Lineage: Eukaryota; Metazoa; Arthropoda; Insecta; Diptera; Drosophilidae
Exons: 3
Coding region: 13-732 (239 amino acids)
Source: RefSeq, a predicted model, not a curated record